Molecule: messenger RNA, 2309 nt
Organism: Drosophila busckii
Lineage: Eukaryota; Metazoa; Arthropoda; Insecta; Diptera; Drosophilidae
Gene: kz
Product: probable ATP-dependent RNA helicase kurz
Exons: 3
Coding region: 62-1891 (609 amino acids)
Biological process (GO): maturation of SSU-rRNA from tricistronic rRNA transcript (SSU-rRNA, 5.8S rRNA, LSU-rRNA)
Cellular component (GO): intracellular anatomical structure; nucleolus
Molecular function (GO): RNA binding
Source: RefSeq, a predicted model, not a curated record
AUCGCUGCCGAAAAUCAACUUAGAUGACUACAAGCUGCCCGGUGAUGAUACAGAGGCGGAUAUGCAUGAGGAGCAGGCAGAUACUGACUUGGAGGACGCGGCAGAUGCUGAUGAUGAUGAUGAGCAGUUGGUGGAACAGGGACCUGCUAGCACUAAGCAACCGCUUUGGGUGCUGCCACUGUACUCGCUGCUCUCCUCUGAGAAACAACAGCGAAUCUUUCAGCCCGUGCCCGAAGGCUGCCGCCUGUGCGUGGUGAGCACUAACGUGGCGGAGACUUCACUGACCAUACCACAUAUUAAAUACGUGGUGGACUCUGGCAGACAGAAGACGCGUCUCUAUGACAAGCUGACCGGCGUGAGCGCCUUUGUGGUAACCUACACCUCCAAAGCGUGCGCUGAUCAGCGUGCAGGCCGCGCCGGUCGUGUGAGCGCUGGACACUGCUAUCGUCUCUAUUCCAGCGCUGUGUACAACGAUCUGUUCGCCGACUUUAGUCCACCGGAUAUACAGCAAAAGCCAGUGGAUGAUUUGAUGCUGCAGAUGCGCUGCAUGGGCAUAGAUCGUGUGGUGCAUUUCCCGUUUCCCACACCGCCGGAUCAGCUGCAGUUGCAAGCGGCCGAACAGCGUCUGACAGUGCUGGGUGCCUUGGAGCCACGUCGCUCCAAUGAUGACAAGCAGCCACCUGCUGUAGCCAAGCUUGGCCAUGUUAUAUCUCGAUUUCCUGUGGCACCACGCUUUGGCAAAAUGCUCGCGCUCUCCAAUCAACAGCAGCUGCUGCCGUAUACGGUCUGUCUGGUGGCCGCGCUCUCCGUGCAGGAGCUGCUCAUUGAAACGGGCGUGCAGCGUGAGGAGGAUGUGGCGCCCGUGUCCAAUAAACACCAUCAAAAGCGCCAGAGCUGGGCUGCCAGCGGCAACUACAAGCUGCUCGGUGAUCCCAUGGUGCUCCUGCGUGCUGUGGGCGCUGCCGAAUACGCAGGCUCCCAGGGCAAGCUGGCCAGCUUUUGUGAGGCCAAUGGACUGAGGCACAAAGCCAUCAGCGAGGUGCGCAAGCUGCGCGUGCAGCUCACCAACGAGAUCAAUUUGAAUGUCAGCGAUGUAGAGCUGUGCGUAGAUCCGCAGCUGAAGCCACCCAGUGAUGCGCAGGCGCGUUUUCUGCGACAAAUUUUGCUGGCGGGCAUGGGUGAUCGUGUGGCGCGCAAAGUGCCGCUUGCGGAGAUUACCGACAAAGAUGAGCGUCGACGCUUAAAGUACGCCUACAACUGUGCAGACAUGGAGCAACCGGCGUUCCUGCAUGCCAACUCCGUGCUCAAGCAAUCGACACCAGAAUGGAUCAUCUAUCAGGAGGCUUAUGAGCUGCAGCAUGGCGAUGGUGGUAAAAUGUUUAUACGCGGCAUCACAGCCAUUGAGCCGGAGUGGCUGCUCAUCUAUGUGCCGCUGCUCUGCAACAUACGUGAGGUGCGUGAGGAUCCUGCGCCGCGCUAUGACUCCGCCUCUGGCAAGGUCUACUGUCAUGUUGAUGCCACAUUUGGCAAGGUCGCUUGGGAGCUGCCACUGGGCGAGAUCGAAAUGCCGCUCAGCGAAAAGUCAUGCUGCUACUUUGGAAUGUUUUUGUUGGAAGGCAGCGUCUGUCCGCAGCUAGCCGACUUCAAGCCCAAGCUCAAGUCCACGCCCGCCUCGCUCAUCAAAAGCUGGUCCAAUUUGAAUGACAAGGUGCUGCGUUUCAAACGAGCGCUGAUCACCAGGCACAUACACUCGCGUCAGACGCUUCUCGAUCAAUGGCAGAGCGAUCCAAACUUUUUGCUUGACGAGUAUCAGAAUCUGCUCUACGAUGUCGCACUCAGCGAGUUGGCGCCUAUUUGGCCGCCGAUUCAAUUGCCUGCAACCACAAACUGAACCGCAUACAUUUUUUUUUUUACCAUACACAGACUUAUCGCAGACCAUGUGUAUAAGCCAACUGUAAAUAAUCGCAAUAAAUGUUUGUUAACAUUAAUUUAUCAAAUGCCGUCGAGUGAUUUUUGCUUACUAAGUGUCUCUAUAUUUAACAGGUCUGUCUGAAAAAUUCCCUUUAAGUAUUUCCAAAAUUGGAAGCAGCUUAAUAAACUUUUAAAGUGGUCCGGAACAUCAACACCAUGCGCCAGUAAUCCGUACCCUAAAUAAUACGGACUAUGGCCAGAAAGGAACCCGAGGCCCUACUUUGAAUAUCGGUAGCUUGUUGUGGAUUUCUGUUCGUCUAACAUUUUCUUCAUUGAAUGUGAAAAGCGAAUGAACAGCAUUGAGGAAAUGUUUGGUCGAGCAUUCACAUUUGGCCAGA